Messenger RNA from Nasonia vitripennis (jewel wasp), 1388 nucleotides. Its product is annotated as apidermin 2. Bases 94 to 1257 code for a protein of 387 amino acids. The record is from RefSeq and is a predicted model, not a curated record. NCBI's taxonomy places the organism in Eukaryota, Metazoa, Arthropoda, Insecta, Hymenoptera, Pteromalidae. The transcript is spliced from 4 exons.
GCUCAGUCCGCGAGUGAUCCGCCGACAAUAAUGAUCGGCUAACAAAUUUUUUUUUUAAUUUAUUUUUUUCCGUAACGAGUUGGUCGCAUAAUCAUGUUUCUCUUGCUGGCGUUAUCGAGUUGGCUGGUCGCGUCGGCGCAGGCCAGUAUUUGGCCUUAUCACGGAUCAGCGGCUCCGGGCUCAACAGGUGCUGUAAUAGUCGACGCAGGUAUAGGCAGCUACGACUACGGCUCAGCCUACGGCAUCGAGCCACAGCUGACCCUUGGACACGCUAAUGGCUACGGGGCUGUCAUCGGCAGUGGAGCCGCAAACUCGAUCCUCGUCAAAGGACCCAAAGUUAUAGUGGGCCCAGGAGAGGGCCCGGUACUGGUGCAAGGACCCCGUCAGAGCUCCGCUACGAUCGUGGGCCCGUCCGAAGGACCAGCCACGAUCGUAGGACCCUCAUCCGGCGCAGCAACGAUAGUAGGCCCCUCCUCGGGGGCAGCCACCAUAGUGGGCCCUACCGCGGGAGGGGCGACUAUCGUCGGACCUUCCGAAGGAGGCGCCACCAUCGUUGGACCCACAGCCGGUGCUGCCACCAUCGUUGGACCGUCAGAGGGAGGCGCCACUAUCGUCGGGCCCCAACAGGCCCCUGCCACGAUAAUCGGACCAUCCACGAGGCCGGUGGCCAUCGUUGGAUCCUCCAGACACGACGGGUAUGCGCAUGCGCAUGCGGAAGCUCAUGCAGAGGCUCAUGCGCAUACGCACGCGAACAACUGGGUCUGGAGCCAGCCUCCCAUUAUCGUCAAAGAACGACCUACCAUUAUUCGCGAGGACGUGCACUAUCACCAUGAACACCACCCGGUAGUGGUCAAGCAGCCCGUCUACGACAACCACGUGGUAUGCGCACCAGCCGUGGCCGGUUGGGACACAAACGCCGCCGUCAAAGCCGUGGCCCACGCAGCUUCUCACUACGGCCCAGUCCAUGUGGGUACGGCCCAUGGUCGACCAGUGGUCACCGUCUCGGGCCCACUUAGCGUACACGGACAUGGACACGAGCACAACCACGUUCACGUCGAGAGCCUUCCACGACCCGUGGCUGCACUUUCGGGACCGGUGGCACCAAUCGCCGUCAUCACUGGACCUUCGGGAUCGAUCAGUACCGGUGGUUCCUCAGCAUCGUCCAUAGCCUCGGCGCAUUCGUCAGCGUAUGCUCAUAGCAACGAUUGGGCGGUCAAGAAGUACUGGUAUCCCAGCCCUACUUGGAGGAAAUGCUAAAGAAACUUUGUAGAUAAAAGCCAACGAGAUAACGUCACGCACGAUAUGCGACAAUGUCAAAUUAAAUUAAUAAGUGCAUAGGGAUGAAAUCCUGUUUUCAAGCGUCAAUAAAUAACAAUUUUGUCCAAUAU